Lobosporangium transversale is the source of this 1409-nucleotide messenger RNA. RefSeq lists its product as hypothetical. The record is from RefSeq and is a predicted model, not a curated record. Bases 36 to 1409 code for a protein of 457 amino acids. NCBI's taxonomy places the organism in Eukaryota, Fungi, Mortierellomycota, Mortierellomycetes, Mortierellales, Mortierellaceae. The transcript has 2 exons.
CUUCACCUCUUCAUUUUCUCGCCCUCAACUUCCCAAUGCAGCGUCCUCCAAGGUGUCCAUUCGAUAUCAAGCGAUGCACAUUCCCUUCAGAUGCUCCAGAAAGUGCAAGAAAAACGCACAAUAGUACCUAUCACUCACCUCAACCUGUCGUAUUUAAAUCAGAAUACACCAUCGAAACUUUUGUUGUGCAUCGUGACCCCAGUUGCGGAUACGCCUAUCCUUGCCCACAUCCCAAAUGCAACCACGCUUCGCUUCUCGCGUCAGCUCCAAAGAAACAUCACAAAACAUGCAGAUAUUUCCGGGAGCAAUAUCCCAUCGGUGCUGUUCUCCAUGCCAGCCCUAUUUCUUCUGAAGAGGUCAAUACCCGAACCAACGCUAUUUCUUCUGAAGGGGCGAAUACCCGAACCAACGCUAUUUCUUCUGAAGAGGCCAAUACCCGAACCAACGCUAUUUCUUCUGAAGAGGCAAAUAUCCAUCCCACCAGUGCUGCUCUCUCUAGUGUUCCUGUUCUUACCUCUGCCUGUGGCCAUGUCUCUGACGGGGAUGGCGUCUCUGACGAGGAUGGCGUCUCUGACGGGGAUGGCGUCUUUGACAAACCUGCUCCUAAAGCCAUAAGGAAUCGUAUUUUUCCUUCACCCUCACCUCAUUCCAGCAGACAUUACUCACCAGGGAUCAUAGAGCACCGGAGGUUACGGGCGCUAGAUGAGGCCAAUACUGACUUAAAGGAGAUCUGUUCAGAUUUCUUUGAAUCAGCGCAAAAACUUAUUGUUGGAUUUAGCGAUAAGAUCCAUACACGUCUAAUCCAAACCGUUGAGUCCGGCAUAAAUGAAUUUACAAACAAGCUCGAAGACAAAAUGGCAAGCAAUACAAGUGCCGUGGUCCAACUGCAUGACGAGUUCAGGAAGUACGCCAACAAUGAGGUCAAAAUAAACGAAAGUGUAAACAGAAGAAUGACAGUUCUUGAGGAUAUGAUGAAAGAGAUGAAUGAAAGGCUCAUAAUAAUGAGUACAGUUAAGACAUCUACUCCAAUCCAUCGUGGUUCUUUGGCUGGUGAUAGCUCCUCCACCAAUGAUUCCGAUGGACCGCGACAACAAUUAAAAAGGCGAAUGAGAGAUAUGAAGCCCUACAAGUUCCGUGAGGAACUGAGCUCCCUAAAUCAGCCACCAUUGCCGUCUACUAUAAAUUCUGCCAAGCUUGUAUAUGAUGAGGAACAAUUAAGGCUAAUAGAGGAGGAGAAGAGGAGAGAAGAGGAGGAGAGGAUGAGGGAAGGGGAGGAAGUUGAAGAGGAAGAAGUUGAGGAUCAUCUGUACAAGCAAUUAAAGAUUGAGCAACCGAGCAGCAAGCGUUUACGAACACAGUAUGAACCAGAAACACCUGAGGUUUCAUUUGAAAAAGAUUACCAGGAAUAA